Didymosphaeria variabile is the source of this 843-nucleotide messenger RNA. RefSeq lists its product as uncharacterized. The transcript has a single exon. NCBI's taxonomy places the organism in Eukaryota, Fungi, Ascomycota, Dothideomycetes, Pleosporales, Didymosphaeriaceae. Bases 1 to 843 code for a protein of 280 amino acids. The record is from RefSeq and is a predicted model, not a curated record.
AUGCCAGCGCUCCUGGUAGGUACUAGUACGCCGUCUACCUCGCCCAGCAGCUCUUCAACUCCCUCAGACCAGCGUACGGAGAGGCGGUCCCAGUCGCGCUCGCCCAACCGGCCGCCCGUGUCGCCUAUCACACCGACUGUUGCCGCCGCACAACUUGCACGUCCUGAGCCCUCCGACGCGCGACCACGUGUCGCAGCCCCGCAGCCCCCGCCGACUGCGACCUUCAGACAGCAACCGCCUUCUGUGCCCAUAUCCGAGAGCGAAAACCCAGAUGCGAUAGCACUCCGUUCUGCCAUCUCGCUGCUGCAGCUCCAACGCGAGAAGAGCAAGCGCGACCUCAAGGCACUCGAAGACCUCAAGGCAGCCGCCGUGUCGGACCCUCAUGGCUUUGUGCGCUCUCUACAAGAGCAGCAGAAGGAAGCUGCGGGCAAACCCACCGAUAUCCUCACUCCCACGCUGUCCGAUAUAGCCGAGGCUGCGGCGAGCGAAAGUGUUGAGGAUAGUAAUGGCGAGAGCGGAGCGGUGAGAAAGGACUCUGCAGCAGUAGAGGGGCCGGGCAAAGACACCACCAAGUUCCCAGCAAUACCGCAACCUCAGAAUAUUGUGAGGUGUCCACCGGUCAAUUGGGCCAAGUAUCACGUCGUCGGAGAGUCGUUGGACAAGAUGCAUGAAGAGCAGAAACGGUACCCAGGCUCAAGUGAGCCUCCACGAACGCAGCAAGGAGCGAGAGCGCCACCCCAUCGAGUUGCUGCCCCAUAUUCGCCUUUCACGGACGGUGUUGGCGGGCCUCCAGCUGCCGCUCAAUCAUGGCGAGGACCCAAGAAGUCCAAAUCGCCAUCAUGA